UCCACUUCAAAUGCCACCGCUGUCUCCAGCGACAUCAGAUGACGACGACUGCGGCGGCAGCAGCGCUGUGUCAGUGGAAGGUGGCGUGUGCCAUGUCAUCAACUUGUCGCACACGACGGUAUCUGGGGUCCUCAAGGUGUUCUCGGCGCUAAAACAGCCAGAGUUCACGACGUUGGAGCUAUCACAUGGUGAACUCGAUCAAUUUGCACUGGAGAAGCUCACCCAGACAUUCCUGCCCAUGCAUACAUACGGCAUCACGACGCUGAAGUUGUCGCAGUGCCCGCUGCCAGAAGGCGUGGUCACCGUCCUAGUUCGAUGCUUCAAGGAAACAGGCAGCUUGCGACGACUCGUGCUUGACACGUGUCGCGAUGUGAGUAUGACAGCGCUAAUGACCUUGACGUCGCUGUUACAACCCAUUGAACACUUGGAGCUCCCAAGCUGCAAACUUCCUCGACAAGCGGGGUUGAUCCUUGGUCAGGCGUUGCAGUCGUGCGCGAGGUUGCGAACUUUGAUUCUUCGGCACAACCACCUUGGGGACGGCGGCGCCCGCGCCAUCGCCGACGUCUUUCACCCCAAGAAGAAAAGCACCGCGUAUGGUCGUCAUGUUGCCACCACCAUGGACUACAGCACGAAUACCCCAUCGAUUAUCCUGGACACACUGGACUUGAGCGACAACGGCAUCUCGAAUGUUGGUUUUUGCUGCAUACUCACGAUUUCCGUGCGCCAUUUGCAUGUGGGCCGCAACAACAUCACAUCUGUCCGCGACGUUGCCACGACCGCUCAUCCCCACUUGACGUCCCUUGACAUGUCAUACAACCCCAUCAGCACCGACGGCUUUGACUCGUUCGGCGGACUCAUCACGUUGGCACAUGCAAACCUCACGAGCUUGAACAUCGAGAAUUGCGGCAUCACUGUGGCUGGCCUGGGCUCGCUGAAACAGGCGAUACGACGCCACCCCACGACGAAAUUGCGCGAAAUCCGGCUCGGGGAGGACAACUCGAUCGACGAUGCCGCCACCCGCGUGGGCCUCGCGGAUCUGUUGGCGUGCAUUAGCCGCGUGACACCCCAAGUCGAAUGCAUUAUUUCACCCACGAUUGUGCCCAAGACAUCCCCAACGACAUCGACACGAGUGCCCCACCCGCCGUCCAAUGUACAGCAGCUCCCCCCAUUGUUGACUACAGGCUCGACCAACGUACAAACUAAACUCGCUCCAGAGACAGCUCAAAAGCACGACACGUCGAUGGACGAGUCACCACAACACCAACAAGAAGGCGAGAAUGAGGAUACUUUUGCGCUAAACUCGCCGCAGAGUAGCACGGGCACCCACAGUGUCCACGACGACGAUGUCCCUGACUCGCCGCAUGACGACAUGGUGCGGCGGGACGACACGAUCGCGUCCAUGGCCGUGGCCUUCGAUGCCCACAUGGCGCACCAACAGCGACGACUUCAACACGACGCAGUGGUGCAUCAAGUACGCGUCAAGGUCGAAACACUCGCGACGGACGUGGUGCCGCGCCUCGAAGCCCGACUGGAUGGCGUGUCUGAUCGCCUCUCUACAUUACAAGCUGACAUGGCGAGCCAAAUGAAUCUCAUGGAGUCGAAUAUGGCCACUCCAGAAGGCCGACACACUCGCGGCGCCUUAAGUGAGAUUGGCGUCAUCCUUAGUAGAGUAUGGAAUCCCCCCCCAGUAAACCCCCGAUUGUGUAGGUUUGUUGGGCCCUGACGUCAAAUACGUGGACUCGUGCAUGACGUGGAAGGCGGAGAUGGAAGCUCGGGCACAAGACCAACUCGACCAAUUUCAGCGGUGGCAGGUGUACAUGGAGACGGAUCGAAUGCACUUGACCAAUCGCGUCCAAGAGCUCGAAGUCAAGGUGGCCGGCCUUGAAAACGUCGUCAAAGCCGAACAACAAGCCAGCCUCUUGGCCCUUGAAGCCAUCUCCAGUGCUUUUGCCUCCAAGUAUUAGUACAACCGCCAUUUAGUAAUACUAACACUGCGAGCACACUCCAUAACGACUGCUACCUAAUAUAUGCAGCGAUCGAUGAUUUGCGG
This is a messenger RNA of Aphanomyces astaci, 2050 nucleotides long. RefSeq lists its product as hypothetical. NCBI's taxonomy places the organism in Eukaryota, Oomycota, Saprolegniomycetes, Saprolegniales, Verrucalvaceae. Gene Ontology annotation, molecular function: small GTPase binding; GTPase activator activity. Gene Ontology annotation, cellular component: nucleus; perinuclear region of cytoplasm; cytosol. Gene Ontology annotation, biological process: activation of GTPase activity; nucleocytoplasmic transport. The coding region runs from base 11 to 1723 and encodes 570 amino acids. The record is from RefSeq and is a predicted model, not a curated record. The transcript is spliced from 13 exons.